CCAAGUGUACCUUGGGUCACGCUUUACACCUCGACCAGAACAGCAGCUCAAAGGUGGUGUUCCCUCUCCUACUUAAGGCCUAUGGCUUGUGGAUCAGCCAGUCCGGUACUUCGCUGGGACACGUACUUAAUACGCACGGAACACUUCUUUCAGUGCCGACAAUGCUUUUCUUCAAGCUGUGGGCGUUAAUGCCCCUGGCCCUGCUGAUCGUGAUCGGCGGGCCACCCCAUGCGAACGGCGAGCCUCAACUUGGAUCAGCCGUCAGCCCGUUGGCGAGCAUCGUCAACCCCGUCAGGGGAAUCUUGGACCCGGUCGUGGGCGUCCUGAGCCCCGUGGUGGAGGUGGUUACUGGAUUGGCUCCCAUCCCUGGCGCCCUGCUCGGUGCCGUGGCGCCCCACACGGAUGUGCUCAACCCGCUGCUUCAGUCCGCACUGCUGCAGAACAACAUCACGCAGUUCUCCUCGGACAUCGUGACAAGCCUCACGGCCGUGGUGGGCCUGGUGGCCAACGCCCUGCUGCCUGUGCCUCCAUACCUCAGGCCGGACCAGGAAGCGCCGAAAUUCGGCUUCGUCGGAGAGGCCUACAACGUGACGACUUCCGACGGCUACAUCCUUGGAGUGUUCCGAGUUCGUAGCGGAACGUGCCGCUCGUAUCGUUCUGUGGUUAUUAUCCCGCCAGGUGUCCUGUCCAAUGCGGCUUCCUUCAUCUUUUUGAAGGAAAAUAGCCUCGUGUACCGUCUUGCGCGAGAAUGCAACGAUGUUUGGCUAUUGACGUUCCGUGGUUAUAUAUUUGGACGUGGACACACUCGUCUCAGCGACACAAGCUCUGAAUUCUGGGAUUAUUAUCAAUACCACUGGGGCGUCUAUGACCUGCCGGCCCAGAUAGAGUUCGUCUACCGGAAGACUAACAGCACCAGGAUGCGCUACUUCGGCGUGGACCAGUCCGGCACCGCCCUGCUCUUCAUGAACCACGUGCACGGACAGCGAUACCAGAGGUUCCUGGCCGCCACAUAUCUUUUCGCCCCCAUUGGCUACCUUGGACGUCUCAAGUCCGUGGUCUUCGCUACACUCGCCGUUCUCCGUGACGGCCUGACGGCCGCCGGAGCACUGGUGCUGCACAACGAAGUUGCCUUCAUGAACCCGACGAUACACUCGGUGCUGUACAACUUGUGCGGCCGAAUCAGCCCUAUCACGUGUUACUACAUAUUCCAGAUCCUUGCAGGAAACAGCAGAGAGAUCAAUUACCCACUGUUCCCUUAUAUGUUUGCGAACUUACUGGACAGUAUAUCGGUAACUACGAUCAAUUAUUAUCUUCAACAGGUUGGCAAGAUUAAUUACAUGGCGUAUUUCGACUACGGCCCGGCUGAAAACCUGAGGCGAUACAACCGAACCACCCCUGAAAACGUCAACAUAGCUGCAACCACAGUGCCAUGCAACUUCUACGCCCUCGGCAGCGACUCUGUAACCGUCCCAGAGGACGUCCUCGCCACGUAUCGCGCCCUGGCCCCGUCUGCCCGGGCGUCCUUCCAGGUGCUGGACAAGUACAGUGGCGUGAGCGGUUUGUUCGCGGUCGACACGGAGGGCAUUUAUGGCCCAGCGAUCCGCCGGCUGAACGCCGACCUGGCGAGCGGCGCGUGAACGCCUCAACGACGACUUCUUUUCUCUUCAAGAAAUCCUGCUAGUUAAUCGUACGGCGCUGCGCUGUUAAUAUGCUAUGGGGCACUAGACACGAUUCGAAUAAAUUGAAAUACCCUCCACA
Thrips palmi is the source of this 1758-nucleotide messenger RNA. RefSeq names its product gastric triacylglycerol lipase-like. Bases 162 to 1637 code for a protein of 491 amino acids. The record is from RefSeq and is a predicted model, not a curated record. Gene Ontology annotation, biological process: lipid metabolic process. The transcript is spliced from 10 exons. Lineage: Eukaryota; Metazoa; Arthropoda; Insecta; Thysanoptera; Thripidae.